AGGCUCGAUCGCCCGCCAGGCCCGUGUCGGCCAGCACCUCUCGGCUGGAGGAUGGUCGCUGCGGGUCACACGCACACCGUCCUGCUGAGGAGCGACGGGACGGCCGUGGCCUGCGGCUGGAAUGACUUCGGGCAGUGCGACGUCCCCGCGCUCGGCGAGGGCCUGACCUACACGCAGGUCGCUGCGGGUUACGCGCACACUGUCCUGCUGAGGAGCGACGGGACGGCCGCGGCCUGCGGCUUGAAUGACCGAGGGCAGUGCGACGUCCCCGCGCCUGGCGAGGGCCUGACCUACACGCAGGUCGCUGCGCGUGACGAGCACACUAUCCUGCUGAGGAGCGACGGGACGGCCGCGGCGUGCGGCCGCUAUUAUAACUACGGGCAGUGCGACGUCCCCGCGCUCGGCGAGGACCUCACCUACACGCAGGUCGCUUCGGGUGGCGCGCACACCGUCCUGCUGAGGAGCGACGGGACGGCCGCGGCGUGCGGCUGCAAUGACUGCGGGCAGUGCGACGUCCCCGCGCUCGGCGAGGGCAUCACCUACACGCAGGUCGCUGCGGGUGGCGCGCACACCGUCCUGCUGAGGAGCGACGGGACGGCCGCGGCGUGCGGCUACUAUGGCGCCGGGCAGUGCGACGUCCCCGCGCUCGGCGAGGGCCUGACUUACACGCAGGUCGCUGCGGGCGUCAGGUACACUGUUCUGAUGAGGAGCGACGGGACGGCCGCGGCCUGCGGCGGCUGCAAUGAGUACGGGCAGUGCGACGUCCCCGCGCUCGGCGAGGGCCUCACCUGCACGCAGGUCGCUGCGGGUGGCACGCACACCGUCCUGCUGAGGAGCGAUGGGACGGCCGCGGCCUGCGGCUGCAAUGAGUACGGGCAGUGCGACGUCCCCGCGCUCGGCGAGGGCCUGAGCUACACGCAGCCGCAAGCGCUGCCAACGCUGCUCCUGCAGGCGUCUUUCGACGGAGCCUCGGUGCAGUUCCUGACCCUUGGCGGGGAGGAGUUCGGCCGAGUCCCGGCGGCUCCCGCCGAUGACCUGUCGGACGUGCGCGCCCGACUGAGGGCUGGCCGCGUCUCGCGCACGCUGCGGUGCUCCGCCAUCGACGCCGUCCUGCCGGGGGGCAGGCUGCUGAGCCGGGCCCCCAGAGGAGAGACCUGUGCGGCAGCGUUCGGGCGCGCCGACGACGUCGGGCCCGGGCGCGAGGGGCAGAAGAUGUCGGCGGAGUGAGCGCCCUUGCAGCCCUCUUCACCCCUCCCUCCCUCUCUUUCUCGUCGUCGUGCUCGUCGGGAGCGAGUCCACGGACCAGGAACAAC
This is a messenger RNA of Prorocentrum cordatum, 1313 nucleotides long. Lineage: Eukaryota; Dinophyceae; Prorocentrales; Prorocentraceae. The record is from the annotation of a GenBank genome assembly.